This is a messenger RNA of Cottoperca gobio, 928 nucleotides long. RefSeq names its product MCTS1 re-initiation and release factor (gene mcts1). Gene Ontology annotation, biological process: formation of translation preinitiation complex. Lineage: Eukaryota; Metazoa; Chordata; Actinopteri; Perciformes; Bovichtidae. The transcript has 6 exons. Gene Ontology annotation, molecular function: RNA binding. Bases 209 to 754 code for a protein of 181 amino acids. The record is from RefSeq and is a predicted model, not a curated record.
UAACGCGAACAACUGUCGUAAAAUGACGCAACCCCUCAUACUGCUGGCCCUCCACUGCUGAACAGGCGUGGAAGUGCAGAAACAUUACUUGACAUAUAUAUAUUGUAUUCUAAUAUUUACUCGUGUUUACCAUACCCAAUCUGGUGCAGUAAAUCCGGAAAAGAUUUGUGACAAUUGAGGAACGCGGUAACGGUAACAGCGACCAAGGAUGUUUAAAAAAUUUGAUGAUAAGGAGAAUGUAUCGAACUGUAUCCAGCUGAAAACAUCAGUGAUCAAAGGCAUCAAAAAUCAGCUCUUGGAACAGUUCCCCGACAUUGAGACAUGGCUGAAUCACAUAAUGCCAAAAAAGGACCCUGUCAAAAUAGUGAGAUGCCAUGAACAUAUUGAAAUCCUGACAGUGAAUGGAGAAUUGCUCUUCUUCAGGCAGAGAGAAGGACCAUUCUACCCAACCCUCAGACUGUUGCAUAAAUAUCCUUUCAUUCUUCCACACCAGCAAGUAGACAAAGGGGCCAUUAAAUUCGUCUUAAGUGGAGCCAACAUCAUGUGUCCCGGGCUGACGUCGCCAGGCGCUAAACUCUACCCAGCUGCUGCUGACACAGUAGUUGCUAUAAUGGCAGAGGGAAAAACCCUUGCACUUUGUGUUGGUGUUAUGAAGAUGUCAGCAGACAGCAUAGAGAAAGUCAACAAGGGAAUUGGAAUUGAGAACGUUCACUAUCUGAAUGAUGGCUUGUGGCACAUGAAGACGUACAAAUGAUGACAUCAACACCUGCACCGCCCGCCCCCACCUUCACCUCCACAUCUCACCCCCAGCUCGUCUGAGCUGCACGUUACCUGUUUACACCUAAGGAUUUAGCUGUGUAACCUGCUGAAGGCUUUGAAUUAUUUUCCAUUAUGCAAAAAUAAAAGAAAGAUCUUGCUUUAAACCUAA